GAGAGAGAGAGAGAGCAGUGGAUUGAAUGGCUCGGUUCACUCAGCAGCACUGCGCCCUUCACUUUAUCGAUAUUAUCGAUCAGUUUGGAUACAUUUAGCCCCACAGCGGGUCCCUUACUGAGGCUAGCCCGGGAGCUAGCCUGGAACACUGGAGGCUAACACCGAUGGGACGCGUGUGAAGCAGCCCGGGAGCUAACAGCAGCCUGGCGGAAAGAAAGAAACAAGGAAGCGGACAGCUAGCUGCGAGGCUACACCGAAGCUAACGUUGGCUAACUGCUGGCUAAUAUUAUUUCUAAUGAGAGACCGAGGAGUAUGCGACCUGAGACCAAGAGCUGACUUGUUGGGUGAUGUCGGGCAGUAAGGCGCUGGGCGGGGGGGCAGGCGGGGGGGCGAGGCGCAGGCGGACACGGUGCCGGCGCUGCCAGGCCUGCAUGAGGACCGAGUGUGGAGAGUGUCACUUCUGUAAGGACAUGAAGAAGUUCGGAGGGCCCGGCCGGAUGAAGCAGUCCUGCCUCCAGAGACAGUGCACGGCGCCGGUCUUGCCUCACACGGCGGUGUGUUUUGCAUGUGGCGAGGCAGGGAAGGAGGACACAGUGGACUCCGAGGAGGAGAAGUUCAACCUCUCUCUGAUGGAGUGCACCAUCUGUAACGAGAUCAUCCACCCGAGCUGUCUGAAGAUGGGUAAAGCCGAAGGAAUCAUCAACGAUGAGAUCCCAAACUGCUGGGAGUGUCCAAAGUGCCACAAGGAGGGCAAAACCAGUAAGGACCAGCCGGAUGGCUCGGGGAAGCGGCGGCUGGAUAACGGCGAGGUGGGCCGCUGGAAGCUCACAGAUGACCCUCCCCCUAAAAAGAAAGCCCCUCCCUCCCUGGAGGAGGGGGGGAGGACAGAGGGGGGUCACAAGAGGAAGAAGGAGAAGGAGCUGCCUCAGGACAGCGGGCCCAAGAAGAAGAUGAAAGGAGCCCACGAGAAACGCCUCAAAAAGAAACCCAAACAGGAGGCGGUGGAGUCCAACGGUCCCACUUCCUCAGCUGGUGGAGGAGCAGGAGGACUACAGGGCUCCUCCACUUCUUCUUCUUCUUCUUCUCAACCUGGCGGAGGAGGAGGUGGGGGAGGAGGGGGAGGUGCAGGGGGGACGUCGAGUGCGGACCAGCGCUCGCAUCACAGAGAGAAACUGGAGCGCUUUAAGAGGAUGUGUCUGCUGGAGCGCCGGCCUGAGUCCUCCUCCUCCUCCUCCUCCAGCUCCGAGUCUGACUCUGAGUCCGACUCUGACGACUCCCUGAGGGGGGAGCAGGCGGGAGGAGGCUCCUCACCUUCAUCCUCCUCACCUGCCCCGCCUCCUCCUGUCGUCUAUGGCAACAGCAGCGGCGGGCGGGCUGAGCGUGAGAGGAGUCGCAGCGAGCGUGAGAGGGAGAGGGAGAGGGAGCGGCGCCUGGCCGAGCUGGGCUUCAGCGCCAGCGAGGAGUCGGAAGGGGAGGGGGGAAGGGGGGAGGAGGAGGUGCGAGAGGAAGAGCAGGGAGUGGGGGAGAAGGCACGACGGAGAGGAGGAGAGGCGGGGUUACCUCCACGAGGAAGGAAAGGAGGACUGCUGGACGGAGAGGAGGAGGACACGCCAACCUCUGACAGGACCAGGAAAAACUCCGCCUCCCUCCCUCCGCCCUCACCCCUCUCCUCCAAUCAGAUGCCUCCAUCCUCGCAGCAUGACGGCUUCACGGGGAAGCAGCGCAGCAACGGGCAGGAGGCACGCAACGGGCGGACACGAGGAGGGACGGGAGGGGGAGCAGGGGGGAGGGAGGGAGGGGAGAAGGAGAAUGCCAGUGGCGUUCUGACUAAUCACAGACACAGCGGCGGAGGAGGGGGCGGGACCAAAGGCAGCGGGAGCCGCGGCAACAAGAUCCGUAGCAACAGUAAGAGCCAGACGUCCAGGAGCAACAUGUCCUCCUCCUCCUCCUCCAUCCCCACCUCUAACGGCGGGGGAGGGGGGGGAGGUGGCCUGAUGAUGUCAGCCAUGGCGGCGUCUCCCUGCUCACAGCCGUCCCGUCUGGCCCCACGCUCUCAGAUGAUGAAGCGCAGCCCUCCAGCUGUGCCCUCGCCCCCCCGGCCCGUUCAGAUGGAGAGACACCUGGUGCGUCCCCCGCCCACCUGCCCCGAGCCCAGCUGCCUGCCGCUGGACUCUGGCUCCUCCCACAUCAUGACACGUGACGUGUGGCUCCGAGUCUUCACUCACCUGAGCCAGAGAGAGCUGUGUGUCUGCAUGAGGGUGUGUCGCACCUGGAGCCGCUGGUGUUGUGAUAAAAGGUUGUGGACUCAGAUCGAUCUGAGCCGGCAGCGCUCCAUCACCCCCCCCAUGCUGAGUGGUAUCAUCCGCCGACAGCCCGUCUCUCUCAACCUGGGUUAUACCAACAUCUCCAAGAAACAGUUAAUGUGGCUCAUCAACCGCUUACAAGGUCUGUUGGAGUUGAAUGUGUCCGGGUGUCCGUGGCAGGCGGUGUCUGCUCUGUGUCAGGCCGUCUGUCCCUGUCUGAAGCUGCUGGACCUCAGCAGAGUGGAGGAUCUCAAAGACUCUCACCUGAGAGAGCUGCUGGCCCCCCCACCUGACACCAGGACAGCUCAUGGUGAAAGCAGAGUGGGGCGUUUCCAGAACGUGACGGAGCUGCGAUUGGCCGGUUUGGACCUGACGGAUGCGUCGUCUCGUCUGUUGGUGCGUUAUGUCCCUCACCUGAGCAGGUUAGACCUGAGCCACUGUGGGAACAUCACAGACCAGACGGUGCACACCCUCACCUCCCCCAUCUCCCCCCUGAGAGAGAGCCUCACCCACAUCAACCUGGCAGGUUGUGCGAAGGUGACGGAGCAGUGCGUCCCGUUGCUGCGUCGCUGCCCCUCCCUGCAGACGGUGGACCUGCGCUCCUGCUCACUCCUCUCCUCUGAGACCGGACAGCUGCUCUCCUUCCCCUCCCACACCUCCUCCUCUUCCUCCUCCACCUCUUCAUCCUCCUCUUCCUCCGCCACCACCACGGUCGCUGCUUCAUCCUCUUCCUCCUCCACGUCCGCCUCCUCCUCGUCCUCCUGUCCUCCUGAAGACAGAACGCUGCUAAAGAACAGCUAAAGUCCUCCUGCAGGUCAUGUGACACUUGAGUCAUUGGUCCAGACGGCCUGUAAGCCCCGCCUCCAACCUCAUUACACUACAGAUGGGUGAGGGAGAUGAGGAGGAGGAGGAGGAGGCAUCUGUGCAACAUUUCUCCUGAUGUAACAAGUCCAGCGACCAGAAGAAGAGGAGGAGGAAGAGGAAGCUGUUUUAGGAAAGUUGUGGGUAAUAGGUAAAAAAUAGAAACCCUGAGCAUGUACAUAUUUGUUCUCUGUACAAUUUUGGGUGUGUGUAUAUAUCUGUAGUUUACUGUAAAUGACCCUUAACCUUUGAGACAUCACCCCAACACUCCUUUCCUUCUCUCCUUCCCUGCUAUCCUUCCUUCCUUCCGUCCUUCCACCCUUUGACCAGUCAUCACCGGGCAUCACCUGCUCGUCAGCAGCUGCAGAAAAUGGGACAGAAAAUCAAGACUUCAUGUUGGUCACAUUUAGUUUGUGUGAUUUGACAGGUGACAUCAUCGACCCCCCCCCCCCCCACACACACACACACACACACACACACACAUCCACCCAAAAAAAAACCCUAACAACAGGAAGUCAGAAACUUGGUUUGUUUCUGGGAAGUUUAAAAUAAGGUCAGCGUGACGUUUGCAUCACUGAGCAUCGGUCAGACACCGAGGCUAACAGUUUCCCUUUGCUUCCAGUCUUUGUGCUAAGCUAGGCUAAACACGUGUGUCUGCUCUGACUCUGGGUGAGCGGACGCCUCGUCUCUCUGCGAGGUUUGGAACGGUUAAACGACCGUUUUCAUUAUCGAUGAAUCUGCAGAUUAUUUCCUCCGUUGUUUGGUCUGUAAAAGAAACGUUUUGUAGAGUCCAACGUGACGCCUUCGUUUGGUCCUACAGUCCAAAGGUCAAAGUUCAGUGAGAUGAAACAGAAACCGUCACAUCAGUGAAGCUGAAACACUCUUUAAGAAAUGACUCAAACAAAAAAUCAAAGAUCAGUAACAUCAGAAGAGACGAUUGAUCCAUGAGACGUCUGCAGCUCUGACGUUCAGUGUGUCCUGAAAAUUAAUAUGAAAAAUAAAGUUUAUAGUGUCGUGAGAGAAAAUCAGAAAUCAUUUCCUCUGUAGUGACGAGCCAACGGACAUCAUAGUGAAUGUAAACACACCUGUGUGUGUGCGUGUGUGUGCGUGUGCGUGUGUGUUGAAAACAGUGUUAAAUGUGACUGUAUGAACCUAGUGUGAACCAGUAAGACCAGUAAGAGACACCUCAAACACUGAUCGGCGGCACAGUUCCUCUGAAUGUUCUCAGUAAACAGGAAGUGGUUCGACCACCACCCGUGACAGUGACGGCGUAGCUCUCACCUGCGAGCGCACCUUCUGCCUGUUUACAUUGAAAACCGUGGCGUGUGCACGGGCCUCGCAGUGACCUCAUCAUAUGUCACAGAUAUCAAAGUUAGUGUCAUGUCAGACCACAGAGAGCAGCUGAACCUGGAAAUAUCACAUGAUCAUUAAAGUAGUUACUGAUUAUUUUUCUGUUCUGAUUAAUUGUCUGAUCGUCGCAGCUUCAGUCUGUCGUUCAGCUGAAUUUAAACCUGCAGCAGGUCGUUUAAAUUUAAACACGGACAUGAAUCAGACAGAUGGAGCUAAGUUUCCACCUGCUCCCAGUGUUUGUGCUAUGCUAAGCUAAAAGUUUACAACUACCUAGUGUCUGUGCUAAGCUAAGCUAACAGUUUACAACUACCUAGUGUUUGUGCUAAGAUAAACUAACAGUUUCCACCUGCUCCCAAUGUUUGUGCUAUGCUAAGCUAAGCUAACAGUUUCCCCCUUCUCCCAGUGUUUGUGCUAUGCUAAGCUAACAGUUUCCUCCUGCUCCCAGUGUUUGUGCUAUGCUAAGCUAACAAUUUUUACCAGCUUUCAGUGUUUGUGCUAUGCUAAGCUAACAGUUUCCACCAGCUUUCAGUGUUUGUGCUAAGCUAAGCUAAGCUAAGCUAACCAGACGUAUCUCUGAAACAGAUCCAACAGUUUCAGUAAAAUGUCCGACUGUUCCUUUAAAUGUCUCGCAAUGACGUCACUGGUGUGAAGGUUGUUCAGGUGUGUUUUGGGGGUGUUCUUCUUCCUGUGUGUGUGUGUGUGUGUGUGUGUGUGUGUUAGACCGACAGCGCUGGGUGUGUUUGAAUCUGAGCCUCAGUGUCUUCAACGUUCGCCUCAUUCAUUCAUUCAUCUUCCCCUCUUUGUCUUUAAACAUUUGCUCCUCCUCCUCCCAUGUCCGUCACCUCUGAUCAGAUUCUUUUGGGAAGUUAUUGACGGUGUUUUUUCUCAGGAGUAUUUCUUAUAUUUAUUUUCCAUCAGUCCAAACACACAUUCCUUCAGAAUGUUUCACAUGUUGUUUCUGUGAUGAACAUUUCCUCUGUUUGCUGCGUCCUUCAGGUGACUCUCACCUGUUUGAAUAUGUUUCUACGGAAGCCCAUUUCUGCCAAAUAAGUUUAGAAUAAUCACGGCACGUCAAGAUGAUCAGAUACUGAAUCAAGAUUAUGACUCGUUAUGAAAAGUCAUCACCAUGACACACUGUAAAUGAUCUGCGUUUGGUUUCUAUUAAUUUGACUUUAUGUCUCAUUAUCUGGAUUUUUCUAACUCAUAAUUCUUUUUGAUAAUUUAAUAAUCAUUUUGACUCAUCUUCAUUCGCUGUCUCACAAUCUUGAUUCUGUUUUAUGAUCUAAUGAUUCAGAAAGUUGUGAACUUGAUCCUGACGAGUUAAACUUUACUUGAGUGUUUUCGUAUUUAUUCCAAACUUUACAUCAGUUUUUUGGCUAAAAUGGGCUCCUGUAGUUUCCUCAGGGGCCUCACUUAUGAAAAAAACUACAAAGUCAAUUUCACGCCAGGAUCGUUGUUUGAUGCGUCUCAUAAAAAGUGCAAAGACAGAAGUUUUUCUUAAGUGAUGCUCGGAGAUGAAUCACGUGUCGACUGUGGCUGUUUACUAUCCGUGUGUCCUGGCUGUCUAUUCGUCAGGCAGCGGCACUGAGCGCUUCUUUACUUCAUGUUCAUGUUCAAAUCAAACAGCAGCCAAACUCUUUGUGGACGACACUGACUAGAAUCAAAGUUCAGUAGAGUUCAGGCCGCUUUAUACUGGCUAGCAUGUUGGUUAGCUUGUUAGCUUCACAGUCUCAUGUUAGCUUCAUAUGAUGUAGCUCAUUGGCUUCAAGCGUUCUGUCACAGGUGUGUUUGCGUUACCUCUGCUGCACUGUUCUCCAAGAAAAACUGAAUCCACGAUUCAAAUUAGGUCGAGAAAAGGAGCAGGAAACAGUCACUGGCUAGCUAACGUUAGCUGCUAAUUAGUGGUUUAGUUCAAGUGGUUCAGGUUAAUCUGAUCUUGUUAAUGAGCUGUGUCGUCAGACUUUAGAGAAAGAUCUGUCUCUGUAUUAUAUAGUGUGAACAGAUCGACAAUCUGUGUCUUCAUGUGUAAUCUGUAAAUAUAAAACACCUUCCUUAAAUACAGAAAAGAUUUUUAAAUUCACAAAAAUAUUUUGCAAAUAUAAUACAGAUCAACAAAUACACAAAUCCCAACAAAAAGAACUGCACAAAAUGUAAAUCUGCAGCCUUGAACUGAGAUCCACAGAUAUCUGUUUGAAAGUUGUAAAUGUCAGGAAAUGUUUUUUUUUUAUUUAUUUGUAGAUUAAUUACAUUUAUUCAGAUAAUUUUUAUUAUGUGUGACAUUUGUGUAUUUGCAGCUGCAUUUUUAUUUGCAAAAUAGUUUCUGAUUCAUGGGAGGUGUUGAUCUGUUCAUACAAAUAAUACUUGGACAAAUCUAUCUCCAUAUUAGCCCGUUAGCAAACUGGGCUAACAGGCUAACACUAGCUAUCUAAUUAGUGUUAGCCUGUUACAAAGGCAGUGGUGGUUGGGGAAUGUUAGCUAUAGUGCAAAGUCAGAGAAAUUAAAACUAAAAAACAUUUAUAUUUCACCGCGGAACACAGCUUUUGUAAAGCUAUGGGGACAAGUUAUGCUAACGGUAGCUUGUAAGAAAACUAAUAUGUAGCUAACAAAUAAAUUGUAUUCUAGUGUUUACAAAUAUGCUGAUUAAUUUCCCGAACUUUAGCCCAUUUCUGUAAAUUAGCUAACUAAUUGGCCCAUGAGCAUGCUGAGGAAACAAGCUAACACUGGCUAGCUAACCAACAUUAGCUUUAUGGAGAAUGAAGGUUAUGCUAGCAUUAGCCUGUGAGUCUGCUAAUAUGUAGCCAACUCCUCAUAGAAGAAGUGUUGCAGUGGUUAAAAGCUGAUGAAUCUGCUUCAUCUGCAUUGUAAAUGAGCUCACUUAUUAGCUCAUUAGUAAGGUAACAGGCUAACAGUAGCUUGCUAAUUAGUGUUAGCUUGCUACAAAGGCAGCGGAGGUUGGGGAAUGUUAAUGACAAGUCAGAAAAAUUUAAACUGAAAAACAAAUAGGAACAUUUAAAUGACACUGUGGAACAGAGCUGUUAGCAAGCUACAAGGACAAGUAAUGCUAACAUUAGCUUGUGAGCAAACUAAUAAAUUGUUUUGCAGCAGUUAAAUGCUAAUUAAUUUGUUACAUUUGCAUAUUGAUGAGCUAACUUAUUCAGUAAGUAAGUAAAAUAAAAUCUACAAAUUAAAUCAUGUCUGAAAAAGAGCGGAAAAUGCGGAAAAACUACCAUGAUUUAACGCUAAUUAUAACGCUAAUUUCCCAAAUCUUCGUGAGCUUGUUUGCUCAUUAGCAUUAAAAGGCAGAUGUAAGCUAGCUGCACCAGUUUGCCCCAGGACAAGCAGAGGAGGUUGUCAGGUGUAAAUAAAGAUUAUUAUUAUUAUUAUUAUUAAUGUUUAAUCGUUUAGUUAAAUCAACAGAUUAAACUUUAAUUUUAACGAUCAAUUGAAUGUUUUAAAGCAUUUAUUAAAUAAAAGACAGAUUCACUGUCUCAGCUGGUUUUCUGUCUAUUACGUCAGUAAGAGUGAAUAUUUGGGGGUUUUGGACUGAUGGUCGGAGUAAACUGUGAAAUCUGAGAAUCUUUUCUCUCUUUGUUUUUUUGAGAGAUUUUUAUUUAAAGUUUCGUGGCAGUGCAGUAGAGGUAAUAAGAUAAUACCGUUAGCUACGUCAGCUAGCAGGUUGGUGUUAGCUGGUCUGCUGUAGUCCAUGAAAUAAAAAGUAUUAAAGAUCAAUUUGAAAAUGCCAUAAACGCCUUGUUGUGCCAUAAACACACCAGAUCAAUGUUUCACUGUGUUUAAAGGUCAGUUUUUAUAUUUUAUUUUUUGUAUUCAGAUGUGAUUUAGUUGUUUUUGUUUUGUUUUUUUUUACUGUAACUGUAAUGUGGGGAUCAAUGAUGCAUAUCACAGCUUCAAACUUAACCUAGCAACAAGUGAGGAGAUCAUAUCUGAUUGGACGAAAAAGCCUUGACUCCUGAGAGCUCUCAUCCAAUCAGACGCUCAGACAUAUCUCACCUUUUCUCUGUUGUCUUAGUAAAAAACAAACAAACAAACAAAAAAAAGUCCGAAUCUCUUCAUCCAUGGUUUAAGAUGCACUGGACCAUCAUCAUCAUCAUCAUCAUCAUCAUCGCCUUCAUCCUCACCUUUUGCCAAAUGUAGUUUUUGUUGUGAAAAGGGGCAUUUAUCUUGUUUUUGUUCUUUUUGAUACUUUGUCCAUGACUCUUCCGUUGUGUUGAUGAAAAAAAUGAGGAAGAAGUUGGAACAAAAAGUAAAAAGACACAAAAAGACCAACUCAAGGCAGCUACGUAUGAGUGACUACUGUAAAAUGACUAACUAAUAAAGAAGCAAUGGGUUCGUUUUUA
This is a messenger RNA of Epinephelus fuscoguttatus (brown-marbled grouper), 8869 nucleotides long. RefSeq lists its product as uncharacterized. The coding region runs from base 348 to 3104 and encodes 918 amino acids. Lineage: Eukaryota; Metazoa; Chordata; Actinopteri; Perciformes; Serranidae. Gene Ontology annotation, biological process: protein demethylation; regulation of transcription by RNA polymerase II. The record is from RefSeq and is a predicted model, not a curated record. The transcript is spliced from 11 exons. Gene Ontology annotation, molecular function: protein binding; DNA binding; histone demethylase activity.